Messenger RNA from Diaporthe amygdali, 540 nucleotides. RefSeq lists its product as uncharacterized. NCBI's taxonomy places the organism in Eukaryota, Fungi, Ascomycota, Sordariomycetes, Diaporthales, Diaporthaceae. The coding region runs from base 1 to 540 and encodes 179 amino acids. The record is from RefSeq and is a predicted model, not a curated record. The transcript has 2 exons.
AUGCUGACUAACGUAUCAGACGAGGUUGAUGAGAAAAGAGAUGAAUCCAUCGGCACCGAGAGCAAGAUGAUGUCCCGUCGACAACAGCUCCGGUACACGCUGGAGACGCGGACGUUGGUGGUGGCGCAAAGCAUGCACUGUCCGAUGCGACAGAAACCCGUGACCUGUUCUCGGCAGUGCCGCUGCAAUAUGUCCUCGCGGACGCUUCCGGCCCCCAACCGGGCCGCGACAGGAGGCGGAGCGGCCGUGUCUUCCGGCCACCAUGCGCCGUCGCCGUCUCCAGCUGCAAAUCAAACACUCGCCGCCCGUCAAUUGCCGUCUCGGAUUGGACAGCAGUGCCUACUGCCCCCGGACCGAGGCCAGGGCCCGCGCCCGACCGGCCCGCACUCGAACACGCUCUCAGCGCCAGCGACGAGUGCUCGCCCGAUGCUGCUGCCAAACAAGCAACAGAUGUCUGCUGGUGCUUACAUAGCCUACGCGGCGCCCUUUGCUGGUGCCAGCCAGCAGAGUCGGUCCUGGUAUGAGGCCGUCGUGGGGUAG